Molecule: messenger RNA, 2148 nt
Organism: Pogonomyrmex barbatus (red harvester ant)
Lineage: Eukaryota; Metazoa; Arthropoda; Insecta; Hymenoptera; Formicidae
Gene: Fip1
Product: Factor interacting with poly(A) polymerase 1
Cellular component (GO): mRNA cleavage and polyadenylation specificity factor complex
Source: RefSeq, a predicted model, not a curated record
AUGUGCAUCUCAUGUGCAAGAAUCCAUUUUCGAAAAGGGCUCUCUUGUCAAACGUAAACGGAAAAAAUACAGGAAAAAUGGCGGACGAGAGCGAGGAUCAGUGGCUGUAUGGGGAUUCGGCUGACAGCAAAGAGUAUACACCGGCGAAUAUUCAAUCAGAAAUUCAUCAAAAUGAUUCGAUGCUUACCGAAAUUCAGGAGAAUUCGCAAACUCGGGAGGAUCAAAAAGUCGAAGGAACUGGCGAAACACCAUCUGAGAUGCAGGAGGUUAUCGACUCUCUUGGUGGUGGCGAUGAAGAAUCUUCUUCACUGAAUAAUGUACAGGAAGAGAAUAUGGAUGUAAAUAAAAAUGGAACGAGAGAAGCUUCUAGUCAGGAAGAUGGCGAAGCAGCCAGUGAAUCUGAUUCUGAUGAUGAUGUACAUGUUGUAAUUGGCGAUAUCAAAUCGACACCAGCUUAUGGUAGUUUGAAUAUCAAAAGAGGUGGUCUAUUAACCAAUACAUCUGGUAUACCAGAUAAGUUGAGCAAACAACCAGGAAAGUUCAGUAUAGAUGAAUUUGAAACUAUUGGCGUUAUCAAUGGAAUACCGGCCCACGAGUUUAAUUUAGAUCAGUUGGAAGAUAAACCAUGGAGACAACCUGGCGCGGAUAUCACAGAUUAUUUCAACUAUGGCUUCAAUGAGGAUACCUGGAGAGCAUAUUGCGAACGUCAAAAGCGGAUGCGAAGCGAAUCUGGAGUAGGAUUGAUUUUAAAUGCGGGUGGCGGUGGUGGCAAUCCAGGUGGCAUGAGAAUGCCCCAAGUGGCGAUAACCAAUGACAAUAGUAAAUAUUCUGGUAUUAUGGGUCCUAAGAGGGCAGGCCCACCGCCAGGGAGAAAAAUGGCUGGAACUAUAGAUGUUAUUGGAAGUUCUGGUUUAGCUUCUAGAAGAAAUCUAGAUAAAUCUCCACCAAAGGGAAAUGUUAUACAAGUUAUGACUGCAGACAGGAGAGAAUAUUCUAGGAAACCAGGUUUCCCUGACAUGAGUGUACCACCUCCUGGAGCAGGAAUGCCACCGCCGCCAUUUGAUAUGCCUCCGCCGGGGUACGCUGGAGAACCGACAUCAUUCUACAUGCCGGAAGCCGAUCCGUAUUAUCAGAGUUAUGAACCUACACAGGACAACCAAUGGGGCAAUGAUCCAACAUGGCAGCCGACAAAUCUGGCAAUCCCAAUGACUGAAGGGGAAGACGACAAAGACAUGGGACCUAAGACCAUACCUACGAUGGUUCCACCAACAUCCAUUCCUCCUUUAAUGCAAUCGCGCGAUCAGAGGGACGGCAGAGAUCGAGAUCGGGACAGGGAUAGAGAUCGGGAUCGAGAAUUGGAUUCUAUGGGUAGAGACAGAGACAAAGAUAGAGAUCGCGAUCGUGAUAGAGAAAAAGAUUCCAUGAUGAGAGAUCGUGAUAGAGACAGAGAUUCUAUGACGCGAGAUGAGGAUCGAGAACGUGAUAGAUCCAGAUCUCAGUAUCGGCAUAAAGAUCGACAUCGGCAUCGAUCAAGGUCACGAUCCCGUAGACACAAGUCAAGAUCACGAAGCCCGAGUCGACGUAAGAAGAAAUCCAGACGCUCGGAUAGAGAGCGUUCUAAAGAAGAAAGUGAAUAAAUAUAUGUACACAUAAAAUUUUGUUGUGUUAAUGUCAUAGCAGCGUAUAUCGUAGGAAUACAUGAUCAUUUUAUAUAAAAUAAUAUUCCAACUCUCCUCGAAAAAAAUAUGUGCAUCAAGAAAAUUAUUUGCAAAGCUAAUAAGAUAUACAAACAAGAAAUGAAAUGUACAGCAGUUCGUAUGGAAGUUACAAAUAUGAUAUAAUUUUUGACAAUUAUAAGUUAUUAAUUGAAAGCAGUAAUAAAAGUUAAACUUUCAGGAUUAUUGAAGAUUGCAGAAAAUAGAUUUUUUAUGUUUUAAUAUUUAAUAUUUUUAAGACCUGAUUUUAGAAGUAAAACAUUUUUAAUCUUUUCUUGCAUUUAUGUACAUAAGUUUUUGUAUAUGUAAUUUUCAAUGAAGGAAAUAUAAGUAGAGUUGCAAUAAAAUCAAUCGAGUUAUUAAGAGGACUAUAUAAUUCUGAUUUUGAUUGUAUUGAAGAUCUCUUAAAAAUUGAUGUAGUUGAUAGCAAAAA